Molecule: messenger RNA, 1647 nt
Organism: Pseudomassariella vexata
Lineage: Eukaryota; Fungi; Ascomycota; Sordariomycetes; Amphisphaeriales; Pseudomassariaceae
Exons: 5
Coding region: 1-1647 (548 amino acids)
Source: RefSeq, a predicted model, not a curated record
AUGGAUGGGAUGGCAGACCAUGCCAACCACCUCGAAGCCGCCACCAACCACAUCCUCGUUAAUGCAAGGGAUUGGAUGGACGACUUCAUCAAAGCAGACGGCGAGAAGAACCGGCUGAUCCACGCUUUGCUCGACGAGCGCAACACUUAUGCGGCAUUGAUCGAGCAAAACGAGGACCAGAGGCGCGAGAUCGAACGGCUCAAUGUUGAAAUUAUCAACCUGAGUAUGAAUCUCGAGUCGGAGAUGGAGUCGAGGAGAUCAUAUCAGUUGAAGCUCAAGAGUGCCCGGGAGCUUGAGCAGAAUAUUAACAAUGAUUCAUUUAUCGCAGUGCUUGUGGACGGUGAUGGAGCCAAAUUUGCUGAUCACUUUAUUCUUGACGCGAGCGACGGCGCUCCCAGGGCUGGCCGGGCACUGAUGCAAGCUGUGCGAGACUAUAUUGGCGAAAAUGAUCAGGAGCUUCACAGAAUCCCUAUAGUCGCUCGUGCGUAUGCCAACCUCAGCGGGCUGGCUAAAGCAUUGCGCAUGUCCAGUGUCAUCGAUCACGAUGAUGACAUGAUUCGUUUCGCUGAGCAGUUCACCAGCAACCACGGUGACUUUGACUUUAUUAACGUCGGUCGGGGCACGGAGAAUACCGAUUCCAAAAUCAGAGACAUGCUCAGCCAUUACUUUAACAUUGCUGAGUGCAAGAAAAUCUUCAUCGCCUGCUGUCACGACAAUGGCUAUUCGCAUGACUUGCGAAAAUACAUCAAUCACGAGCAUCGCGACAAGAUCGUACUUGUAGAAACUACGCCAGCAGAUCCCGACUUUCAAAGGCUUGGUUUCCCCAUCACUCAUUUCAACCAAGUCUUUAGGUCGAGCCCCUUGGCCUACGAGACAAAGCGUAUGUCCAUGGUUUCACCCGUCACCACUCGAUUGCCAUCACUGCCUUCCCAUGGGCCCAUAAUGAAUUCGCCAGCUACCAUUAGCUCACUUCUGCCUGAGCCGCAACAGCAGUCUCCGCAGCCCCAGAGGUUCGUGCCCACACCGCCUGCGAGCACCAAUACGCCAUCACCAACCCUGAUUACGUCGGUGACUGAGGCGGUGCCUCAUAUAUCUCGCACCUCCAGCAUUGUAACUUCUGGCAAGGGGGGCGUCUCGAUCAGUUAUGCAACGGCUGGUGGGCCUAAGGAACACCAAAACAUUACGGUCAAGCCCGAAAAGAAGCAACCACCAAAGACUAUUGUGUACAACUGUGAUGGCUGCCGAAUUGAUCCCCCGAUUUCCCACCCAUCAAACACCCCGGCUCAGGCCACUUAUCAGGAAAAGCUCCUCAAAGUCAGCCCUAAUGCCUUCUGCAAUGACCACUAUCUCAUCGGCCGGUGCAACCGACGAAACUGUGAGAGGAUUCACGAUGUUUCCUUAACAGCGGCAGAAGUUAGCAUACAUCGGUACAAAGCACGCACAUCUGUGUGCCCCAGAGGCCCUGAGUGCGAUGAUUACAGUUGCUACCUCAGCCACCACUGCCUGAAGGAUCCGAGGUGUCAGCGAGGCAGUAAUUGCAAGUUCAGUAAUUCUGAUUAUGGCAAUUUACACUUGAACAGUGACGAGAAGCUCAAGCCUUCCCUAAAAUGGAUUGAGGGCACAGAUUUCCCCGUGAAGUGCCAGUAA